Messenger RNA from Pungitius pungitius (ninespine stickleback), 3431 nucleotides. It is a transcript of the gene evc, whose product is annotated as evC complex member EVC. Gene Ontology annotation, cellular component: ciliary membrane; plasma membrane protein complex. NCBI's taxonomy places the organism in Eukaryota, Metazoa, Chordata, Actinopteri, Perciformes, Gasterosteidae. The transcript has 20 exons. The record is from RefSeq and is a predicted model, not a curated record. The coding region runs from base 258 to 3152 and encodes 964 amino acids. Gene Ontology annotation, biological process: smoothened signaling pathway.
GUCUUAAAUCUCCGUACAACCAUUGGCUAAAGAUUACACAGAGUUUUGUCUUUAAUGGGGGGAAAAAGUUUUUUUUUUCCCGGAAAAGGUUGUUGCAAUUGAAGGUUGAACGGAUAAACUUUUCGACUGAAGAAACAUUUCAAAUCAAAUGCGAGCAAAAAAAACGUCAGCGUCUACAACCAGAAGCUAACGUCGCGUUCCUCGGGAUGAGUCGUUAGCUGCAUGCUAACGUCCAGAAACAGUGGGUCAGCUGAGCGAUGACAGAGCAGGAGCUGAUAGCGGGAUGCGCCACUGAUGUGUUGGUCCUCUUCUCCGAGUCGCCGCACAUUUACACAGGACUGCUGACAGUGGCCACGGUGUGCGGGGGGCUUUCGGGAAUACUCUCUGCUGCUAUUCUCUAUGUCUUCUGCCUGAAGCCUUUGCUGUUGACGAGACAAGGUCACAACGCGAGGCGGCUGCUUGAGCCGGACGAUGGGGAGCUAGACGUGAACCACAGCAGCAGGAAAGAAGCUCCGACUGCCACCGCAAAUGAUAAAGAAAAGAAACAGCCAACCACGAACAGUGAUGUGGCUGCAUUUGCAUCCAGAGCAAAGGUGGUUUAUCCUAUCAACCAAAAAUACAGACCUUUAGCAGACGGAGCGUCCAAUCCAUCUCUGCAUGAGCACUCCAAGUUGCCGGCAAUGCCCAACGAUGAGUCCUCCUCGUCCACCGAUGGAGAGUCUCAGAGUCAAGAACAGGACAACGACGAUAGCAGUCACUUCAUCUCCUCCUCACUGUUCCCCAAGAGCUUGCAGAACCAGAGCUUCACCAGGGUCUCUCACUACCCUCGCACGCUGACACAGCCAGGUUUCGAAGGCAGGAUCAGUCUUUACUGUUUGGCUCUGCAGGAUAUCCAAACACAUUGCUCCCAGCUUCAGGAAGAAAAAUGCCUCAUGUUUCUCCAAAUGGUGAAAAUAAUAUUCAGUGGUCGUUUUCCAAAAGACAAAAAUGAUGCUGACUUCUUCAAGAACAUUCUUCAAAUGCAAGAAAAGGAACUGAAUGAGCUGAAGAAACAGUUGCCUACAGGCCACACUGCUAGCGAGAAAACGAAUGAUGCUCCCUGUACUUUGGAGGAAAUAGAGCGAGCUCAGAAAGAUCUUCUUGAACAGGGCUUUCAAGUGUCCAGAUGUUUCAGCAAACAGGUGGAGGACCUGUGCCAGCAUCUGCUGAAGAACACCAGCGUUUUCUCCCCAGAUGAAGCACAGGAUAUGAUUCUCUCUCUAAUCCAGACUCUGCUGUUAGUAGAAAACCAUCUGAUGAACACACAGGAGGCUGAUCUGAAGGGUAUCCAGAAGAAAUUGCUGUGGUGGGAGGAGUUGACGGGGCUUCUUCAAUCCCAAGCUGUCCUGCUAAAUCAGGAAGUGUCUCUGAGGCAGGGCUUGAUAGCAACAACACUCGAGCAGCUGACAAGCGAUGACGUCUUGACUUUCAGCCACAUGGAAAAGAUACUCUCAGAGGUUCAAGCAACUGUGACUGAAGGCCUUCAACUGUGCACAGAGGAGUGCAUGAGGAAAACGAAGGAGCUGGUGGAUGAAAAGAGCAGCAAAUUAGAGUCGAAGAGGAAGAAGCUUUUGAGGAGCCAGACCAAGGAGAAGAGCUGCGCCCUGGAACUGAAACAGACUUACAAUGACCUUAAGCAGCUCACCAAGGUGUAUCAGGAGCUGCUGACAAAACACAGGCAGCAGAUUUGUGACUUGGAGCAGCAGAAGGACAACAGGAUGGCUGAAGCCCUCUGUGACCAUUGGAAGAAACUCCGUGCCUCCUGGUCAAAGAGGCUUGGCGAUCUAGCCAAGGAUGUUUUUCUCACCUCGGUCCCGGCCCUGUCAAAAGUCUCUGCCGAACGUUGCGAGAAGCUGUGGUUGGACCUGGAGCAGGAGCUGGUUGCACAUCUGCAGCAGGCGGAGUGCACUACAAAGCUGCAACUGGAGGACAUGAAGGCUCAGAUGGACAAGGAUCGACAGGUGUGGAAUGAAGAAAUGGUUUUGGUGCAGUCCUGUUUUAAACAUCUGGGUGAACAACAGAUGACGAUCCUCCGGGCCAUGGUGGCCAGACAGAGCUACACACUCAACAGCCACAUCGGAAGGUUGAUAGAGAAGAAACAAGAGCACCUCCUGGUGGCUGUGCAGAGGUACUUUGUGGUCAGGCACUUUACUCUGCACAUGCUGAAGGAGAUGAGACUGUCAAAGCUGAAGGAACUCUCUCAGACUGAUUUUAGAGCUGUGCUAAUGGAAGAGCCCAGUAAGAACCAGCCCUGUGUCAGUUCAACGCUCAAGAAUAGCAGUGCCAGCCUAGCAGAGCGGCAUCUGGGUCCAGAGAGUCAGCUUGUUGGACACAGCUUCCAGCAGGAGUUCUUGUCUGAACUGGAAUCAGGGAUGGAGCUUCUCCAGAGCCAUGCACAGCUGGUGGUAGGCAACGCCCUUAGCCACGCAAUCCGACAGAUGAUGCAGAACCCACCUGCUGAGUUGCAGACUUCUCCACAACAGGAUGAUGGUUUGAAGUCCCACUUGACAGAGGCUGCCUCGGAGAGCGUGUAUGUGACCAAAGAUUCUCUCACUGCAAUGGUCCAAAGCUACUAUGCCCACCUGAAGGACAUCAUCAAAAGAAAUGAGCGGGAUCAGGUUAACAUAAAACAGGAGGUGAAUGAGAAACAAGAGAGCAGCAGUCAGCUGAGUAGGUCCUUGCUGAAGGAGCUGGUGAACUGGGGCAAGAAACCCACUUCUGCUGAGUUUCAACAGAGGGUUGAAUUCCACAAAAGAAGGGUGUUGGCGCAGUGUGACUUGGACCAGGAAAUGAUAUAUGAGGAACUUAGGAGGAAGAAAGUGGCCCAGGAUCAGAACACAGAAAGUAUCAAAGCACAGCUGCUGGAGGCAGAAGAAAGCUUCAUUACUGAGCUGGCAGCCUUGGCCCGGGUCUCUCUGCACAAAGAACUCCCAGAACCCAGCUGUGAAGAGGACAACACUGGUAAUGAGACCACUGCAACUAUAUUGGACUUGCUGUCCCUAAACCCGGCAUUAGAUCCAGCCUUGAAUCCUUCACUGACGCCAACCUGUGUGGCCCCUGUGGUGAAAUUGAAACCAAAGAAGAAAAGAGACAGAGAAUCCAAUCUCAACUGAAACCAUAACACAGUCGCUUUUGCAUAUUUGUUGUGUCCUGUAAAACAUUUAUUUUAUUAUUAUGCCAAUUUUUUUCUGUUUUUGCCAAAGAUGUCUAGGAAGGUACCUUGGGUUUGUUUGCAUUAAACAAGAUGGAUCUUUCCCUUAUUUUUGUAAGUGUUCAGACUGUUGAGUCUUAUAUUAAAUGUUUCUGUGCUAGAACAAGGUUACUGACAUGUUGCAAUAUUGACAAAAUAACCAGUCUUCUGAAAAAAUAAAAAGGCAGAUUACGUGUAGAAU